CUCUACCCAACCCAAGUACGAGAGGUGUAACUGUAAAGGGUAGUACUUACGGGUACGGGAUAUACAAAAACAAAUUCGAUCAGAAAUUGGAUUAUUAAGCAUAAUUUUCAUUACCGUCAAAGGCUUAAAGUUAAAAUCUCUAAAUAGGUGUCUGAAAAUGGAAGCUUCUGUCUUCCUACCUCUCAUCUCAGCGUAAACGGGUCGUCGCUUUGUUUUGUUUUUUUGACUUUCCAAUGUGAAGAGCAGUCUCUUUUCUCUGAAAUUACAAAGCUUUGAUCUUUACUUGUAUUAUAAAAGAAAAUAAAUUCCUUUCUUUCUCAAGCAAUUGAAUUUUGGGUUAAAGACUGCUUGCUUAUUAUUUCUCAUUUCUGGGUUUUUCUUUCUUAAUAACGGUUUCGUAUUGUUAGACCACAAUGCGUGCACCGUCACUGCUUGCACAAUGUUUGCCAGGCUUGGUACUCUAUGAUCGAGGAAGCCAAAGCAUGUCCCCUGUAUCUGAUAGAGAUGUCCAUCUCCCUUCACUGGCUGUGGAGAUUCUCCCAUCAAAGACGGCCCAUCCUUGUAAAUAUGCUGGGGACAAUGUAGAUUUGCAAGGGCUCGAUGUAUUCAAGGGAAGAGUUAGUGUUGCUGACAUUAUUGGUUUCACCACUACUGAAAUGUUAUCUUCAAAACCUGAUGGGUUUCUGAAAUCUUGGAACAGUUCUUUCGAUCUUGUUAACGUCCUUAAGCACGAGAUCCGUGAUGGGCAGUUGAGCUUUAGAGGGAAAAGGGUGCUUGAGUUGGGUUGUGGCUAUGGUGUUCCGGGGAUAUUUGCUUGUCUGAAGGGUGCUUGUACAGUGCACUUUCAAGACCUCAGUGCAGAAACUAUUCGAUGCACUACCAUACCAAAUGUACUUGCAAACCUGGAGCAAGCUCGGGAAAGGCAAAGCCGACAGCCUGAGGGUCCUUUGACUCCUUCCAGACAAACUCUUGCCCCAACUGUGCACUUCUAUGCUGGGGACUGGGAAGAACUCCCCACUGUAUUAUCUGUUGUUCGGAAUGACGUGUCCGAGGUGACUACAGGGAUGAGGUUGAGCUUCUCCGAGGAGGAUUUCAUGGAUGGGUGCAGUAGCCAAGAUGGUAGCAGCAUAACACAAGAAAUUUCCUCAAGGAGGUCAAGAAAGCUUUCAGGAAGCCGGGCAUGGGAAAGAGCUAGUGAGACAGAUCAGGGCGAAAGUGGCUAUGACAUUAUUUUGAUGACCGAAAUUCCAUACUCGGUUUCCUCUUUGAAGAAGUUAUAUGCACUAAUUAAGAAGUGUGUCAGGCCUCCAUACGGGGUUGUAUACUUGUCGACGAAGAAAAACUAUGUUGGCUUUAACAAUGCAGCCCGGCAUCUCAGAAGUCUGGUUGAUGAAGAAGGCAUUUUUGGAGCUCAUUUAAUUAAAGAGGUGACUGAUGUAGAUAUUUGGAAGUUCUUUCUCAAGUGAAGCAAUGUUCACAAGUAUGGAAAUGGCUGCUAAACUGAUUACACACACACACACAUAUAGUGUUCUAUUUUUCUGUAUCUUUUGGAGUUAGUCAUAUAUAUUUAUAUAUCAGAACAUUGUUUCAAUUCUUUUGGUAGCAAUACUGAAAUUGGGAUAUCAAACAAGAAUUUAGUGAAGCUUAAUUUUGCUACCAUGUGUCUUGUAUUCUUUUACCAGAUUUUGUUAUACGUAUAGUUCCAUUUUAAUGUACAUCAAAACAGUUGAAUUCAAA
Gossypium raimondii (Peruvian cotton) is the source of this 1737-nucleotide messenger RNA. RefSeq lists its product as uncharacterized. NCBI's taxonomy places the organism in Eukaryota, Viridiplantae, Streptophyta, Magnoliopsida, Malvales, Malvaceae. The record is from RefSeq and is a predicted model, not a curated record. The transcript has 8 exons. The coding region runs from base 414 to 1466 and encodes 350 amino acids.